Molecule: messenger RNA, 342 nt
Organism: Lathyrus oleraceus (garden pea)
Lineage: Eukaryota; Viridiplantae; Streptophyta; Magnoliopsida; Fabales; Fabaceae
Exons: 2
Coding region: 1-342 (113 amino acids)
Source: RefSeq, a predicted model, not a curated record
AUGGGAUUUUGUAAAUAUCAUAAUUUAUUCUGUCACAAAAGCUCACAAUGUUUCCUUUUCAGGGAUCGCGUGCAGAACGCAAUCAAAGAUGGUAAACUCAAGUUUGCUGACAAGGGAAAGGCACAAAUGCAAAUUUAUGCUGACCCCAUGCAAGUGGAGGCUAACUACUCAAAGUCGUUGCAGAUUAACAUGAUAGAAGUUGUCAAAGGUUCCAAAGGUAUUGUAGCCAAGGAUUUAACUGCUGAGUUUGACAAAUUAAAGGCUACUGAGAGCCUCGACGAAAGUGGAACAGGUUCUACAAAAGUUAUAUUUAUAGGAGGUGGUUGUGGAAUUGGAAUAUGA